CUCGGGUGGAGAAGCUGGCUGAGAUGGAUAUGGAUCUUAUCGAUACUCAGCUGUCGCUUGAGCAUGAGCGUGCCAUUGCGAGGGCCCUCAAGCGUGUGCCAGGAGUGAUCAGAGACGUUGGCAUUUUGACCCGCGCCGACAAAAUCUCGGCUAAGCUGGUCCUGUUGCAUGACGGCUCCUUCGUGGGUGUGAGCAAUGAGCAGACGAACUCUCUGAUGGUACUGAUUCUUUUGGUUGAACUCCAGGCGAUGGCAAGUUUUUAAAAGUUGCUAAGUUCUAGCAUUUUUGAACUGAUCUCGUUGUGGCUUGCUAUUUAGAUUUUAUUUUUGACCGUAGUCAUUUUGGUUGAUUUUAGGGCACAAGUGAACUCUUCACCCACUGGUAUAAGGGUUUCAAAGAUCAUCACCACCCACACACCAGACCCACUUGUUCGACCGUUAUUCUGCCAUCUCGGACGAGCAGAAUGCGUGCCGUGCGCUUGCUGGUCUGAUCCACAUGAUGCCUCUUCUCCCCGAUGCCAACGCUAAGGUGCUAUGCGAAGUGGCGGCGGCCCACACGUAUGUGGAAGGCGCAGCGAAAGCACGCAAAGGUGAGCGUGUCGCGAAGUGCAAGACUUUGGCGGUCAUGAAUACGUGGAAUCAAGGAAAAGGGAGAGCUUAUUGUCUACAGGCAAGCAGCUAUUUGAAGCAACUGGCUGCGAGUUGUGAUCUCAUGCAGCAAGCGACUUGGCGUCGCCGCGUUGAGGUCCUGUACAACCAGCUGCUGCCGUUGAUCAACG
Molecule: messenger RNA, 778 nt
Organism: Amoebophrya sp. A25
Lineage: Eukaryota; Dinophyceae; Syndiniales; Amoebophryaceae
Source: the annotation of a GenBank genome assembly